Diaporthe citri is the source of this 867-nucleotide messenger RNA. RefSeq lists its product as uncharacterized. NCBI's taxonomy places the organism in Eukaryota, Fungi, Ascomycota, Sordariomycetes, Diaporthales, Diaporthaceae. The transcript has a single exon. Bases 1 to 867 code for a protein of 288 amino acids. The record is from RefSeq and is a predicted model, not a curated record.
AUGGGCGACAACCAGAACUGGGCGGAGCUCUACCGCGACUCAAUGGCCAAGUGCCCAUACGGCCACGCCUUCUUUGAGCCCCCCGUACUUGGUUCCAGCUUCGGUCUGGGCAAAGUCGGUUAUAUGGACGACCAAGGGCGCUGGCGACUGAUAAUCGACCUGGCGGACAAACAAGCCCUGACAGACGGGAAGUACACGGCAUUCCGUUUUCCCGUGGAGGCGGACCCUGACGCUCAGACAUGGGGUCCUGUGAAGUCGGCCAACGUGGCCGAAACCAAGAUCACGCUGAGUGGCGAGGCCGAUGCGGCGGCUCUUGGCAUCCCGGCCGGCUUCGGAGGGGCCGUUGAGUACGAGUCCACCAGCAACUUCGGCGCCUUGCUUAUGUCGGACGUGGACGUCGAAGUCACCGGAUACGACGUCCGGGGCCCCUUUAUCAAGUGGCUCGAGCACAACGCGGCCACGAUCAGGAAGAACCACAAGACCGAGAUCGGAUCACGGACACUGCACGCUGUGAUUGGAAUUUACGCGUCGACUGACAUCUUCAUCCACGUCAUGAACGAUCGUGGGAGGAAGGUCGUGGUGGGGUUCAAAGCCGCUGCCCCUUGCGCAGCGAGUGCCGACCUUGGGACUACCUGGGCGAGAUCGUCUGUUGGCUCGCACUGGAGGCAGGUGAACAAGAACGAUGACAAGGUCAAGAAGGCCAUGUUUGCUCUCAGCGUUACGCUGACUUUCGGUAUCUUCGGCCGAAAGGAGGUUCGUGGCAGUUCCAGGACCAAAUUGCUUGAACUUAAGGAUCCGGAAGGGCAAGACUCUUGCGAAGCCUUGAUUGACUCCAUUGGACGAUUUCCUGGGGAAAUGGGUGCCUAG